Messenger RNA from Podospora pseudopauciseta, 1219 nucleotides. RefSeq lists its product as uncharacterized. NCBI's taxonomy places the organism in Eukaryota, Fungi, Ascomycota, Sordariomycetes, Sordariales, Podosporaceae. The coding region runs from base 1028 to 1219 and encodes 63 amino acids. The transcript has 2 exons. The record is from RefSeq and is a predicted model, not a curated record.
CACAAGAGGCAACACCUAGCUACCGCUCUUUUGUUUCUUUCCUGUGCCUCUCUACUAACGAUGCUGUGUCACCAUUUGGCUCCCCACCACCAGCUGACUGCGCAUGACGGCGGCGUCGACACCCCGAGCUCGGCUGCCAUAACGAGGAGCCGAGAGACUGGUUCCAUUCUACAAUGAUGUCCUUCCGAAUGUCUAUCUCUGCAUAUCAAACCAGAUAUAUUCGGAAGCGAGCUGUUUUGCUUGCUUGUUUCCUAUUUGAGCAGGCCAAAUACAUACACCUUCCUGACAUAGAUAGUUUUCUUCAUAUUCACCAGUUCACCAGUUCACCAUGACCCCUGCCGAUGAUGAGGGACUUUGUGGCGGGCCGUGACGCCAACCCAACAAUGUUGAGAAGAAUAGCAUCCCGGAAAUGCAUUCCGCAGUAGGACAAACAACAGUCUCGUAGGAUGGAAACAUGUGAGCGGGACACAGGCGUGGCCAAUCAUGGCGGGGGUGAAGUCUUUGCCAGCGGGACGGAAUUCGACGAUGAAACGGGAGCUGUUUCAUCAACCACCACGCGCUCCACCAAGUCGGCAAGUCGUGCCUGUUAGCUUCUCAACCCGCACUACGCCUGUCAGCUAGCACUCGUCGCCGUUCGCCUUAACAGCGACUACCGGGGGACAAUGAAGUCAUCGUCCGAAGAGCGGUCAAUGGCACCGGGUUUGCUUGAUAAAGUUGAAGCAGUUCAACGAGAUUACCAUCAUGCAGCCUUGCGAGGAAGACCCUAUUCACCACCCCAUCACCACGCCAGGCUGUCGGAAGCACAAGGUAUGCCCAAGGUCUGUCAUUGCUCGUUCGAUCUCCAAGCCAUCAUUCGCUCUGUUCUGUUGAUUACCGUUGCUGCCCCCUUUUUUUGCCCCUCCGUGGGAACCGAAUGAUAAGAGCUGGCUGGGCUGGGCCACAAUCCCCCCUCACGGAAGGGUGAUGGUCAGACCAAGAGGCCAGGCGGCUACAAACAUAUGCCUUCUGGGGAAUCCUGGAGUAGGUGAUGGCCGAGACGGUGUUGCGGAAGCACAGGCACAGCACAAAAAAAAGAUCACCAGGGCAUGGCAUGGUUUUGGGGCCAUUGGGGAAAGAUUCGGCUUUGUCAUCCGUCGUUGGAGGUUCUGGAAUCCAGACCUUUUCCUUCCAUCUUGGCACCGGCGCAAGCCACAAGCGAAAAGCUCACGCCACAGUCUGA